AUGUGCAAGUCGGCAUGUUUCUUGCAAUGUCUGGAGAUUCCCAGUGAGACUAAUUACUUGCAAUGCAAGCGUCGAGCGGAGUACAAGACGCUACUUGUGCGUGGCUUGAAUGUGAGUUGCUCUUUACACACAGUCAUGGAUUGCUGAGCUGACUUGGCCUUCGAUCAUUGCUCCAACCCGAUCCCCAUAGGACUGCGUUGAUCGUCACCGUCAGAGUGCACAGCAACCAGAGCAGCCUAUUCCUCCCACAGGGCAGAUGCUAAUGUCUCGUUUCCAGGCGCACCCACUGAGCGACGAUUACAUCUCUUGCCCGUCGGAUCAUACAAGUGACGGUGGGAGUAGUGUGUACAGCUUUCAGUCCAACGGAAGUAUCGUCUUUGGCGGUGCGCUCGCCGGUCCGCUGGAAGGCUUGCAGGUCGGGACAUCUUCGCAGUCGGCAAAUGCGAGUCACGAGCACUCGACGAGCCAGUGAGUCUCUUCUCGAAAUGCUGCUUUAGACACUGGUCGAGUUGCGCCACCGCCAGCAGGUCAAGUGGGAGGCCAUUGCAGCGUAUUGACACCACGACACUUGGCUUGGGAUGUCCUAACAGUCACUGAGGGCAUUCAAGCAUGCAGAAGACCCAUCGGUCUUCAUUAUCGUGUUUCAGCUGCUCUCGCACCGGACAAGAGCAUGGUAUGUCGGAGUCUGCUGCACAAGGGAGCAUGAGCCUCCUGAGAAUUACCAUUAUUCGAGCUCAUGCUGUUUCUCUGCAUUCGCCCUCACUUCUCUACAGCUUCUCCGCAACAACGUAG
Ceraceosorus bombacis is the source of this 792-nucleotide messenger RNA. NCBI's taxonomy places the organism in Eukaryota, Fungi, Basidiomycota, Exobasidiomycetes, Ceraceosorales, Ceraceosoraceae. The record is from the annotation of a GenBank genome assembly.